ACGGCAGCCGCUGUUUGUAAAGGGCGCGCUGGGCGAGGCAGGGCCGGCCCCUCACCCGGAUCUUCCUCCGCGGCGGGCGGGAGGGUCCGCCCUCCCCAGCGCUUCCGGCGGGGCCGGCUGCGGCUCCGCCAUGGGGAAGAAGCACAAGAAGCACAAAGCCGAGAAGGCAGAAUGGCGCUCAACCUCCGCUACCGCCUAUAGCGAUUAUGUGGACAAGCCUUUGGAAAAACCUUUAAAGCUGGUUCUUAAAGUUGGAGGCAGUGAAGUCACUGAACUUGCUGGAUCAGGGCAUGAUUCUAGUUACUAUGAUGAUAGAUCAGAUCAUGAGCGAGAACGACAUAAAGAAAAGAAGAAAAAAAAGAAGAAAAAGUCAGAGAAGGAAAAAGAAAAGCAUCUAGAUGAUGAGGAAAGAAGAAAGAGAAAGGAAGAGAAAAAGAGGAAAAGGGAGAAGGAACAGUGUGACACUGAAGGAGAAACUGAUGACUUUGAUCCUGGAAAAAAGGUGGAGGUUGAACCUCCUCCAGAUCGUCCUGUCAGAGCUUGCAGAACUCAGCCAGCUGAAAACGAGAGCACACCAAUCCAGCAAUUACUGGAACACUUCCUUCGCCAACUUCAAAGGAAAGAUCCUCAUGGGUUUUUUGCUUUUCCAGUCACGGAUGCUAUUGCUCCUGGAUAUUCCAUGAUAAUAAAACACCCUAUGGAUUUUGGUACAAUGAAAGAAAAAAUUGCAGCAAAUGAAUACAAAUCAGUCACUGAAUUCAAGGCAGAUUUUAAACUGAUGUGUGAUAAUGCAAUGACUUACAACAGACCAGAUACUGUUUACUACAAGCUAGCCAAGAAGAUACUGCACACAGGCUUUAAGAUGAUGAGCAAAGAACGGCUGUUAGCUUUGAAGCGCAGCAUGUCGUUUAUGCAGGACAUGGAUUUUUCUCAGCAGGCAGCUCUUUUGGGCGAUGAAGACACACCAGUUGAAGAACCUGUUCCUGAAGUUGUUCCUGUACAAGCAGAGACUACUAAGAAAUCCAAAAAGCAAAAUAAAGAAGUUAUUAGAGAGAAAUUCUUAGCUAAGCAAAUGGAAGAAGAUAACCCAGGAGAGAGAAAUGGAUUUGGUGUGAGGAGAUGCUCUACCCAGUACCUAAGCUGCAUUUUUGAACCCGAGGGGAAUGCGUGCAGCCUGACUGACAGCACUGCUGAAGAACAUGUCCUGGCACUAGUGGAACAUGCAGCAGAUGAAGCUCGGGAUAGGAUUAAUCGAUAUCUACCCAAUAGCAAGAUUGGUUAUCUGAAAAAAAAUGGAGAUGGAACUUUAUUAUUUAGUGUAGUAAAUUCAUCUGAUCCAGAAGCUGAAGAGGAAGAAACUCACCCAGUGGAUCUGAGUUCGCUGUCAAGCAAAUUAUUACCUGGCUUCACUACACUGGGCUUCAAAGAUGAACGAAGAAAUAAAGUAACCUUUCUUACCAGUGCCAAUACAGCACCUUCCUUGCAAAACAACUCUAUAUUCCAUGAUUUGAAACCAGAUGAGAUGGAGCUCCUAUACUCAGCAUAUGGUGAUGAAACUGGGAUCCAGUGUGCCUUAAGCUUACAAGAAUUCGUGAAGGAUGCUGGAAGUUAUAGCAAGAAAAUAGUUGAUGAUCUUCUGGACCAGAUCACUAGUGGCGACCAUUCCAAAACUAUUUAUCAGCUAAAGCAGAGGCGAAACAUCUCAGUAAAACCACUGGAUGAAGUUAAAGUUCUUCCAGUUCUUAUAAAAGAAGAACACAAGUUGCGUAAUACCUGUCUGGAUUCUUCCAAACAGAUUAUGGUUGGAGAAUCUGCUGGAGACAGUAACACUUCUGACUUGGACUUUCUCUCCAUGAAGCCGUAUUCAGAUGUCUCUCUUGAUAUUUCUAUGUUAAAUUCAUUGGGAAAAGUGAAAAAGGAGCUUGAUCAUGAUGAUAACCAUCUACAUCUGGAUGAAACAACUAAACUGCUUCAGGACCUUCAUGAGGCUCAGGCUGACAGAGUGGGAUCCCGGCCAUCAUCCAAUUUGAGUUCCCUCUCCAAUACCUCUGAAAGAGACCAACAUCAUCUUGGAAGCCCCUCUCAUCUGAGUGUUGGAGAACAGCAAGACAUAGUUCACGAUCCCUAUGAAUUUCUUCAGUCUCCAGAAACCUCAAAUGCUACUAGUAACUAAUCUGACAUGUACUAUAUUUAUUUUGUAUUUUAAUUGUAUUAUGUUUUUAUAAAGUUUUUGUCCAUGACAGAAACUGCAUUUUUGUCCUCUUUUCUAUGAGGAUUGCUGUAUAAUAUUAUCAAGUAUGCAGGAUUAAACAAGCAAACAUAUAGAAAACCCCAACCCCAAACUAAUUCGUGCAUAAUGUCAUUAGCAAUGUUCCAAGAACUGCUUUCAUUUUGUUUGUUAAGAGAGAGUGUUAUCUACUGGUGUGUGAAUCUUGGCUGAAAAACAGCAAAUAACGUGUUAGAAAAAUUGAUAUUUUAUAGACACUGAAAAGUGAUAAUUUUCCCAGAAUCAUGGCAGCAGUCAUUAAAUGUUUGCAGUACAAUUAUCAGCUAGUUCUGUAGAUAAUUGUUCUGUUUUUAAUCUACUGUUCAGGUUAAGACCUGAAUAUCUCCGAGGACGAACAAAGAACUGCAUGAAUUGGGAUCAUUAUUGUGUUUUCCAUCUCCUAAGGCUAAUAAUAUGUAGAAAUUGUUUUUAACAUUUGCCCACAUUUUUAUAUCUUUUUUUAAUCACUCUAGGGACCACUCAAUUUGAGAGUAACAGUACUUGGUGGUUCCAGUAAAAUGCUCGUUUACAAAACUUCUACCCUGGAUUUGAAAGAGAUGAAUGUUAUUGUAUCCCUUGUAUCUUGAAAGACAAAGAAAAGAUAAUACUUGUAUUUUUUAAUAGGAUAUGUAUAUCUCAUAGGAUGGAAAAAAUACUGGAUAAGGUGUGCUUUUCAAUAAAUCCAAAAUAAAACUUUUAUAAUACAUCAAUACUGAAACUGUGAGGUUUUGUACUAUUGCUAUGUGCAAGCAAUUGUUAUGAAUUUACAUUAUUUUGUAAAUAUUAAUAAAAACAGAAAAGCAGUUUUGAAGUAUAGCAAAUCUCUUAUUCUUGCCAUGGAAAAGUUUACUUCCUUCUACUAAGUCUGAAAUGCUAAAGAGUUUUGGAUUGAAUUCAUGUGCUGCUUUAAAAGAUAAAUUUAAUCAUGCUGCAUAAACAAAAAAAUCUGUCAGUUUUUAGGAACCGUCAAGGAAGUCAGUCAGAUAACUGAUAGUAAAGUCUUGAUAAAAGUCUAAAUAGGAAGAUUGUUUCGUUCCAAGCAGGAGUGCUGAAGGAAGCACACAAUGAGGUUUUUCUGUCUGGGAGUUGUUAGGAAUGUAUAUGGCCGUGUGCUUGGGCUCAUCUGCUGCGAGGGUUUGCAUGGACACACAGCCUUGUGUCAGUCUGCAGCUUCCCAAAACAAUUUCAGUUGAAAAGUGUCUUUAAUGUGCUUUUGGUCUCCAGUAAGUCUGAUUUCUCUUACAGCAAAUAUAAAUUGAUUCCUGUAAUAGACUCUAAAUUAUAAUUAUGGUGAGGAAAUAUUUAUUGAAACGCUUGCUGUUGAAUUGCCUGCUGUAGUUCUUGAAUAAAAUUCCCAGGAGAAUGUUUAAAAUA
Molecule: messenger RNA, 3640 nt
Organism: Prinia subflava (tawny-flanked prinia)
Lineage: Eukaryota; Metazoa; Chordata; Aves; Passeriformes; Cisticolidae
Gene: BRD9
Product: bromodomain containing 9
Exons: 18
Coding region: 131-2173 (680 amino acids)
Biological process (GO): regulation of transcription by RNA polymerase II
Cellular component (GO): nucleus
Source: RefSeq, a predicted model, not a curated record